This is a messenger RNA of Delphinapterus leucas (beluga whale), 4904 nucleotides long. It is a transcript of the gene BPIFC, whose product is annotated as BPI fold containing family C. The record is from RefSeq and is a predicted model, not a curated record. Gene Ontology annotation, molecular function: lipid binding. NCBI's taxonomy places the organism in Eukaryota, Metazoa, Chordata, Mammalia, Artiodactyla, Monodontidae.
GCCAGGCCGCUCGGGAACUCGCGAUCGAUGACUCGGCGCGCGACAGCGGCCCCUGGGAGCCCUAGGAGCACACUGCGCAAGCGCCCAGUCUGCCGCAAGGAGCGGGUGUCGGGGCUCUCCUGGUUUGUCGCUGUGUCACCUCUUUCCAGUUGUGCCUGGAGAACGUUAACGCUGAAAGGGAUGCUACAGGCAAAACUACUCGCCACUCCGCAAGGCCCAGGUGUACCUGGUUCUUACCCCAUUUCCGCCGUGGUGCCCGGCUCCAGCACCAUACGCUCUGAGAAACCUUAGGUUGAGCCCAGGCUCUGGUAGUUUCUGCCCUUACAGCAAAAUUAAAACAGCUUGUAGUCAGUGAUCUGUGUAGAAGAGUAUAUUAGUAAUCUGUCGCUGCAUAACAAUCACCCCAAAGCUUAACAGCUUAAGACAACAAACAUUUAUUGUCCGACAGAUUCUCUACAGUGCAGGAGUUUGGGCUUGGCUUGGCUGUUUGGUUGUGUCGUGGUCUCUCAUGAGAUUACAGUCAAGGUGUAGGUCAGGACUGGAGUAUCUCAAUCACAUGACUGUUGGCGGAGGCCUCGGCUUUUCACUGCAUGGACCUCCCCAUCGGGCCACUUGGGUGUCCCAGUGACAUCCUCACUUCCCACAAAGCCGGUGAUCCCAGAGAGACCAAGGCAGAAGCCACAAUGUCUUUAAUGAUCUCACCUCAGUAGUCACACACCAUCACUUCACUCACAUUCUGUUGAUCACAAUCCAAGCCUUCAGUGUGGGAGAAUCAACACAAAGGGCUGAGUACCAAGAGACAGGGAUCAUUGGGGGCCAUCUGGGAGUCUGGCUACCACAGAGGGCUUGGCAAUAAUGAUGAGGAUGAUGACUUAGGUGAGGAAGAAAGUAUCAUCAAGUUUCAUCCUUGUAUGAUAACCAUUUUCCAAAUCAUAAGAGUUGAAUAAAGUUUCUCCCGAUAGGUGGCAGUGCUUUUCCACACUGACCUUCAUUCAUUAAAUAAGAAUGUAUUGAUCACCUGCUUUGUGCCAGAUAUUGUCCUAGGUGCUGAGAAGACAUGUGCCUACCCGUGCAGAGCUUACAGGUAAGUGAAUCACCUCUUGUGUCAGAGCAUAAAAUGUAUCUUGUUUAUGAUAGAGAUGAGAACAGCCCUGGGGACUGGGGUACAUAGAGAAGGGUUGCUGUGCCAGGAGGGUUCUUGAGUGGCAAAGCAAUACGGAAUUGAGGAAGGGUGACAGGACCAGGGUGGCUCAACAUGGACAGAGUGGGUAUGUCCCAGAUAAAGAAGAGCCUCGAGCUAAGCAAAGGAUUUGGGACACAUUCUAGAAUGUAUGGGAAGCCACUGAAGAGUUUUAAGCAGGGGAGGCUUUAUCUAUCGGGGUUCUUAGUUCUGAGCAAUAGAGGCUGACUCUGACUAUGCAGAAGAAGAACACAUUAAAAGGAAACCGGAUAGCUCGGGGAUUCUGGGGAAGUGACUCCAAGUUAAGCUUCCAGGAAUGACGCUCAGAACCACGCUGAAGAACUGGCCUGAUGAGGAAACUCUCAUGACUGGGAUUGCUGCUGCCGCCCUAUCCCACCCUGGAGGAAGCUGCUGUCACCGCUGCCAGGAACCGCUGAGGAAUGGCGGCCACCUUCAAAUGCCACAUGUUUUUACACCAAGAAAAUGCCAAGCGUCCAAAAGAGCCUGUUUCCUUACCUUGCUCACUUCUAAAUCAAAGGCUCAUGGGCUGCAUCUGAUUGAGGGAAGAAACUGAGACCUGGCUGCAAAGGAGGCUGGAAUUUCGGGUCUGAACUCUUUCCUUGAAGAAGUGAGACUUAUAAUAGUCGGAUUUCCCCAAAGGUAGGAAGGCUGCACACAGGAUGAUAGGAGCCGUGAGUCUGACAGGUGUGUACCACAAGGGGCAUGGGUCCGAUCUGAAGUGUGAGUCUAUCAUGGUAGAAUACAGGAGAUGUAUUAGGUCAGGAUUUCUCAACCUCAGCACUGUUGACGUUUGGGCCUCACAAGCCUUUGCUGUGGAGAACUGUUCCGUGUCUUGUAGGAUAUUUAGCGCCAUCCCCGAUGUCUAUCAGCAAAACGCCAGUAUAACCACACCUUUGGUUGUGAGAACCAAAGAUGUCUCCAGACUUUGCCAAAUCUCCCCUAUCCCCUAGGAGGAGAAUUGCCUUGAAAACCAUUAGACCAGAGACCAGCCCAGUUAGGAGGCUCUCUUGGUAACUGAGAGAAGAAGGAACUGGUGGCAUGACAGUGGGAAUGGAGACAAUGGGAUGGGCAGGGAAGAUGGUUCAGAGACAGAAAUCACAGAACCUGGAAAAUGGCUAUAUUUGGAGGCUGUGUCAGGAUAUAGCUUUAGCUACUCGAACAGAGAUCUGACUUAACAGUGACCUAAGCAAGAUAUAAGUUUAUUUCUCUCAGAAAUAAUAUUCUUGGAGGAAGUAGUGCAAGGCUAAUAUGGUGUCCAUCUUUAGAGACCAUCUACCACGGUCUACCUCUUAGUACUACAUAAACCUGUAAAAAUGAAAUAGUAAAAACUAAUAUUAUCAGGCGAGUAUUCUGUAAAGAUUCAGUGAGAUAAUACCUUUUGGUUUUUGUUCUAAACUACUAAGCCUGUGGUAAUUUGUUAGGACAACAAUAGAAAACUAAUCCACCUGGGAUCUUCAUCUCAAUCCUUUGCCCAAUAGAGUGUAACCACUAGGAUGGAGGAAGCAAUCCAACCGCAGGAGUGAAGGAGGGUCCUGGAAGAGAACCAGAGCAUCUCCAAGGCACAGCCAAGAUUUAAGCAGCUGAGUUCAAGCCUCAAGUGGAAAGUACAUCGACUUCAAAGGCAGAGGGAAUCAAAGGUGCUCCCCGGCUUUGGAUACUUCCUCUGCUUGAGAGUCUGUCAAAGCUCUCCUUCAUGAGUGGUAAUGAUGUGUACAAAGAUGGUCCAAGUCCUCUGGGGAUGUUUCCUCCUGUGGAAUCUCUACAUCUCAUCCGCUCAGACCAUUUACCCUGGAAUCAAGGCGAGGGCUACUCAGAGAGCUCUGGACUAUGGCAUUCAAGCUGGGGUGGAGAUGAUUGAGCAAAUGGUCAAGGAAAGAAACAUCCCAGAUUUAAAAGGUUCUGAAUCUCCUGAAUUUCUGAAAAUUGAUUAUAUGAACUACAAGCUUAUAAACAUAAAAAUCAAUGCCUUUUCACUUCCAAAUACUUCACUAGCCUUUGUGCCUGGGGUGGGAAUCAGGGCCCUGAUCAAGCACGGCACUGCCAACAUCAGCACAGACUGGGAAAUCAAGUCUCCACUUUUCCAAGACGCAGGAGGAGCUAACUUGCUUCUCUCUGGGGUCUACUUCACCGGUAUAGUUGUCCUGGCCCGGAAUGACUUUGGUCACCCAAUCCUGAAGCUCCAAGACUGCAAUGCCCAAGUGAGCCACAAUGACAUCUCGUUUUCUGGAGAGCUCAGUGUCCUAUAUAACUCCUUUGCUGAGCCCAUGGAGAAACCCAUUUUAAAGAACUUAAAUAAAAUGCUCUGUCCCAUUAUCACAAGUGAGGUGGAGGCACUGAAUGCCAACCUCAGCAUGCUGGAGGUUUUAAGAAGCAUUGACAACUAUACCCUGCUGGAUUAUUCCCUAGUCAGUUCUCCAGAAAUUACUGAGAAUUACAUUGAUCUGAAUUUGAAGGGCGUAUUCUACCCCCUGGAAAACCUCACAGAUCCCCCCUUCUCAUCAGUUCCUUUUGUGCUCCCGGAACACAGUGACUCUAUGAUCUACGUUGGAAUCUCCGAGUAUUUCUUUAAAUCUGCGUCCUAUGCUUAUUUUACAGCUGGGGCUUUCAACGUCACUCUCACCACAAAAAAGAUUUUCAACAAUUUGAUUCGCAACUCUCAAGGCCUUGGCAACAUGCUCUCCUGGAUUGCAGAGCUGUACAUCUUGUCCCAGCCCUUCAUGGUACAGGUCUUGGCAAGAGAGCCUCCCGUGGUCAAUUUAUUACCAGGUAACUUCACCCUAGACAUCCCUGCCUCCUUCGUGAUACUCACCCAGUCCAAGAACUCGACUGCAGAAACCAUCAUUUCCAUGGACUUUGUUGCUAGUACCAAUGUUGCCCUGGCUAUUUUGGGACAAAGAUUGAUCUGCUCUUUAUCUCUGAACAGAUUCCGCCUCUCUUUGCCAGAGUCCAUUCGCAGCAAUAUUGAGGUCUUGAGGUUUGAGAAUAUUCUGUCUUCCAUUCUCCACUUCGGAGUCCUCCCACUGGCCAAUGCAAAAUUGCAGCAAGGAUUUCCUCUGCCCAAUCCACACAAAAUCUCACUUGUCAAUUCAGAUAUUGAAGUUCUUGAGGGUUUCCUUUUGAUUUCCACUGACCUGAAGUAUAAAACGUCCUUAAAGCAGCAGCCAAGUUUCCAUGGUUGGGAAGUUCUGAACCUGAUAAGUGGACAGUGGAGGGGGAAGCCAGCCCCUUGGUUGCCUGUUUGGAGUCCACUCCAGGAAGUAAAUCGCCCUUAAUCCCACAGCUCCUGUAAAGCCAGAGCGGGAAGAUGGUACACACAGGAAUUGUAAAGCCAUUGCGAAUUGCUGGAAGUUUUCUUUUUCAAGCCCUCAUGGAUGUAGAGGGAGGCAAACUGGGUGAAAGAGCUCAGUCAGGAUGUGUGUGUUCCCAUGUGUGUGGAGGGGUAUAUGUUUGAAUGUGUGUUCAUGUUUGAGUGCAUGUUGUAUGUUCCUGUGUCUGUGAGAUUCUGGGGCCAAGGGUGAGGCAUGUACUUCUAAGGAGGUGCAUGAGAAACUCUUAAAUACAGAUUUGCAUCAGUUGUUAUCAGCGGUGAUCCCUUCAACCCCUUCAACUCUCUAGGGUUCCCCCCUCCCUGCAUAUUGGAUUUUAUGUUUUAUAUUUACUGUUACUGUCCCCUGUAUUUAAUUAAAAUUGUUUGCUAUCAAUG